AUGGUAAAACUCACUGAUGAUGCCGACUAUGAGGCCGGCGAAACGUUUGAGAAUAUACAAAGUCCACUGUCUGAGGCUGGGAAUCAUGAAAACUACUAUGACAGACGACUUCGGACUAGAUUAAGAUCAUCAACUGAACCAGUCGAACGAGAUUACGCAGCCCAUGUCAGGUCUUUCCUUGACUGGUUAACCCUUGGAGACCCUAGACUGAGAGGCACCAGUGGACUGCAGCCUCGACCUCGCAUCAGUCUUAUCAACACCCCCCGGCGGGAGUCGAACCGUGACAGUGCAGAACGGGAGCUUGACAUGUUAACCACUCGGCCACAUUGCCACGAAUGCCCUUCGGUCACAGGGCAUAAGUGA
Molecule: messenger RNA, 363 nt
Organism: Protopolystoma xenopodis
Lineage: Eukaryota; Metazoa; Platyhelminthes; Monogenea; Polystomatidea; Polystomatidae
Source: the annotation of a GenBank genome assembly